UCCGCACUGGACACCGUAACAAAGACCAAAGUGGCCAUAAAGAAAAUAUCUCCCUUUGAACAUCAAACUUACUGUCAAAGGACGCUGAGGGAAAUCAAAAUCCUUACAAGGUUUAAACAUGAAAAUAUUAUCGAUAUAAGGGACAUUCUUAGAGCAGUAACGAUAGACCAAAUGAAAGAUGUUUAUAUUGUGCAAUGUCUUAUGGAAACAGACCUUUACAAACUUCUUAAAACACAGAGACUGAGUAACGACCACAUAUGUUACUUCUUGUAUCAAAUUUUGCGAGGUUUAAAAUACAUUCAUUCGGCAAAUGUACUGCACAGGGAUCUCAAACCUAGCAAUCUACUUCUGAAUACCACCUGCGAUCUCAAAAUCUGUGAUUUCGGUUUGGCGCGAGUUGCUGAUCCAGAGCACGAUCACACGGGAUUCCUGACGGAAUAUGUGGCAACACGGUGGUACCGAGCACCCGAGAUCAUGUUGAACUCAAAAGGUUACACCAAGUCCAUAGACAUUUGGUCAGUGGGUUGCAUUUUGGCAGAAAUGCUGGCCAACAGGCCCAUUUUCCCAGGCAAACAUUAUUUGGAUCAGUUGAAUCACAUAUUAGGGGUGUUAGGGUCACCUUCAGCUGACGAUCUCAAUUGUAUUAUAAAUGAAAAGGCUCGCAGCUAUCUUCAGUCUCUGCCGUUUAGGCCGAAAGUGCCGUGGGUAAAACUGUAUCCGAACGCAGACCCCAAAGCGCUUGAUCUUUUGGACAAAAUGCUUACGUUCAAUCCGCAUAAGAGAAUUGAGGUUGAACAAGCCCUUGCACAUCCCUAUCUCGAGCAAUAUUACGAUCCUGCAGAUGAGCCUGUUGCGGAAACCCCCUUCCGUUUCGACACGGAACUAGACGACCUGCCCAAAGACACAUUGAAAAGGCUAAUUUUCGAAGAGACCCUUCUCUACAAACAAAGGCAACAGGAUUCGCACACGAUGAGUUCGUCAUAA
Molecule: messenger RNA, 984 nt
Organism: Brassicogethes aeneus
Lineage: Eukaryota; Metazoa; Arthropoda; Insecta; Coleoptera; Nitidulidae
Source: the annotation of a GenBank genome assembly